This is a messenger RNA of Limanda limanda (common dab), 2183 nucleotides long. RefSeq names its product glutamate-cysteine ligase, modifier subunit (gene gclm). Lineage: Eukaryota; Metazoa; Chordata; Actinopteri; Pleuronectiformes; Pleuronectidae. Gene Ontology annotation, molecular function: enzyme regulator activity; glutamate-cysteine ligase catalytic subunit binding. Bases 220 to 1050 code for a protein of 276 amino acids. The transcript has 7 exons. Gene Ontology annotation, biological process: glutathione biosynthetic process. Gene Ontology annotation, cellular component: glutamate-cysteine ligase complex. The record is from RefSeq and is a predicted model, not a curated record.
GGCUGUAGAGCAGCAGCCGCCUUGGGUCACUCAACGCUCCUGCAAGUCAUCCUGACUCCAGUAAUUCUUAAACAGUUGUGUGUGUGUUUGUUGUGUGUUGAGUGUGUUCCUUCAUCACUCAGCGGCUCGGCGGCGCAGUGACAGCACCUGUCUGAGCUCGGCUCCACCAGCGGACACCGGUUUAGCAACUCGGGCACAGCUAGCAGCAGCCAGAACCACAUGGACCCUCCAAACACCGACAACACCACCGGGGCGAAGAUGUGGAUGGACCACGCCAAGACCCUGCGGCUCCACACCGGGAACCUGGUGAACCGCAGCCGGCUGAAGAAGAAGUGCCCGGGCUCCCCCAGCGAGGAGCUUCAAGACUGCAUUCAAGCUACACUGAGGGACUGGUUUUCCACCACAAAGCCGUCAAGUGAGAACUUCACAGAUACACUGGACUGCUCCAUUCCCCAGCCCACAGACGCCAUCACACCUGAGGAGAGGGAGGAGGUGAAGGUUUCAGUCAAGCUGUUCCUGUGUGAGUCACUUCAGUCGUCCAUCAGAGAUGCAGUGGAGAUGGCCUGCCAGACUCUGGCAGUGUCCCAGCUUGACUCUGUUAUCAUAGCGCCACCUGGGCCCCUGGAGGGUGACGGUCAAACACUGGCUCACCUUCAGCCAGCCUGGGAGGAGCUGGAGACCCUGGUGACGAGCCAGAGGAUCGCUGCCAUUGGCACCUCUGACCUGGACAAAGAUCUGCUGGAACAGCUUUACAACUGGUCGAAGGUGAAGCCGAGCAGUAACCAGGUCAACCUGGCCUCCUGCUGUGUGAUGCCUCCUGACCUCACAGCUUUUGCUAAAGAGUUUGACAUCCAGCUGCUCACACACAGUGAUCCCAAAGAGCUGAUGUCAGCAGCCACCUUCAAAGAGGCGUUGAAGGAGGGAACACAAGAUCUGAACAUCGCUGACUGGAGGCUGGAAUGGGUCCUGCGUUACUCCAUUAUUGUCAAGAGCAGGGGCAUCAUCAAGUCUAAAGGCUACCUUGUCAGUGCAAGGAAGGCAAGCCCCUAGCACACCCACACCAGAGAAGACGACCAGGAUGAAGCCAUUUUCAUUCACAUUUUCAUUCUCUCUCACACACACACACCAACACACACACAACAUGCAGUAAUGGCGCUGAAAACUGGAUGCUGCUAUUCAAAAUGGGUCCUGAAGUCAUUGAUUUAUCUUACAGAUAAGGUUCCAUCUUCGUCUUAUAUGAUUUGUUCGGUUUAACAGAUGCAGGUAUCCAUCACAUCGUCUCAGUGAGAUCAAAAAUUGUAGCUGAAUACGCGAUAUGAACCCCACCUUCAGUUUGGAGAGACAAGACUGUUAAACUCAUGUUUCACCAUGACCAGUACACUGAUAGUAUUUUACCACCACAGCAGAGGCUGCUCUAACUAUGGGAAAAUUACGGUUGAUCCAAGAUGAAGGUUCCCUGACCCUGUUCUCAUGUGAAGUGCCUCAACUUUUUCUCCUUCUAUCCUCCUACCUGCUUUGUCUCCACUGGGUCUGUGUGAAUCGAGCUUUAAACAUGUUGAGUCUGAAUGAAAAGAUUAUGAUUGAAAAGGCUAGAAAUCUAUUGUUUUUAGCAAAAAAAAAUUCCAAACAUUUUUAAAAGAAUAAAUGGAAAACUAAUAUAGUGUGAAAAAAGUUUUAUAUUUGUGCAGUUUUGGUUGUUACUGCUGUAUAUGACACCAUUGCAUUCCACAAUUAAGAAAAACAUGCACUUUCACAUUUCAAUACCCAAAUAUAUAUGAGCGGUUUAUUUUAUGAUGCAGACUUUUAACUGGUUAAACGGCAACUGUAAAAGUAUAACUUUAAACUGUUGUGUUUUCUAACCAUGCAAUAUUUCUGACGAUGCAUUGAAAUAUAUUCCUCCCCAACGCUCAUGUGAUUAAUUUGAGGGUUGAAAUUUCAGCACUGUUUUGAGAUUGACAGAAAUAGGCCGAUGUCAUCUAUGUGUUGUUAUUCUAUCACUGGAAACUGUCGAACUCAGAUGAGGUAGAAUGUUCCCUCUGAGAAAGAAGUUAUUGUUUACGAAUCAUGCUUGGUUUUUUCCAGACAGGGUCAGAUCUCAUGAAGACAAAUUAUCUGUUGCGCUGUAAACAUAUUUAAUGCUCUCAUAUAUCUGUAUAUCAUGACCUGGCUUUAUUAAAAUUAUG